This is a messenger RNA of Meriones unguiculatus (Mongolian gerbil), 1465 nucleotides long. It is a transcript of the gene Cutc, whose product is annotated as cutC copper transporter. NCBI's taxonomy places the organism in Eukaryota, Metazoa, Chordata, Mammalia, Rodentia, Muridae. The transcript has 10 exons. The record is from RefSeq and is a predicted model, not a curated record. Gene Ontology annotation, molecular function: copper ion binding. The coding region runs from base 278 to 1117 and encodes 279 amino acids.
AAGGCGGCGGGCCGGGCGGUGGUCGGCGGGUCGGCCCGGGGUGGGUCCCGGCCUGUCAGGCGUGCUUCCGGCUCCCGAGCUCCCUCAGCCCCUCGUGGGUCCCCGCCAGUCACUCUCCCGAGUCCCCUCGGCGCCCCAGCCCCUGCGGCCGCCAGAGGGCCGGACCCACCCGCCUCCCCGUCGCUGCGGUAGAGAAUGAGAGAAUGACCGUGUGGCGCUGCUCUACACCCUGUGGCCGCUGGCAGAGGGGCCAGGGGGAGCAGCAAAUGGCUUUCUUAUGGAAGUGUGUGUAGACUCAGUGGAGUCGGCUGUGAACGCAGAAAGAGGAGUUCUUUGUUGUGUGCACUGUGAUGUCCACCAUGCAUCGCACCACAGUCUCAGUUUUGCUGACUAUGUGCUGGUCGGAUUGAAUUAUGUUCUGGCUUAUUGGAAGGAGGAACCACACCCAGCAUGGUCUGUUUCUGUUCUUAAAGGUAUUCUUCAAGUAGUAAAACAGAGUGUUCAGAUUCCAGUUUUUGUGAUGAUUCGACCACGUGGAGGUGACUUUUUAUAUUCAGAUCGUGAAGUUGAGGUGAUGAAGGCUGACAUCCGUCUUGCCAAGCUUUAUGGUGCUGAUGGUUUGGUCCUUGGGGCACUGACUGAAGACGGGAACAUUGACAAAGACCUGUGCACGUCUCUCGUGGCUCUUUGCCGUCCUCUGCCAGUCACUUUCCACCGAGUUUUACUUAUUUUAGCCUUUGAUAUGGUUCAUGAUCCAAUGGCAGCUCUGGAGACCCUCUUGACUUUGGGAUUUGAACGUGUUUUGACGAGCGGAUGUGACAGCUCAGCACUAGAAGGACUGCCUCUGAUAAAGCAACUCAUAGAUGAGGCAAAGGGCAGGAUUGUGGUAAUGCCAGGGGGUGGCAUAACAGAUAAAAAUCUGCAAAGGAUCCUUGAGGGUUCUGGUGCUACCGAAUUCCACUGUUCUGCUCGGUCUUCUAGAGAUUCUGGAAUGAAGUUUCGAAAUUCCUCUGUGGCAAUGGGUGCAUCACUUGCUCAUUCAGAGUAUUCAAUGAAGGUAACAGAUGUGACAAAAGUAAGGACUUUGAAUGCUAUUGCAAAGGAUGUCCUUGUUUAAACUUCUCUGAAAGUGUUUAAACUUCUCUGAAAGUCAAGGAUAUCACAGUGUAAAGGCAGAAGUUGAAUCUACAGUUCUCUGUGACACAGCGUUCAUCUUCCACAUGGCCAUGGAGAAUGUUUCUAAGAAGAAAAAUUGGAACAACAAUGUAUUCAGUUUUCUUUGCUAGUCAUUGCUGUGAUCAUGGGGAAAUUGAGUCUGCUCUUGGUCCACAGAGAAAGGCUUAGUCAGUUUUUAGUGGAAUUAACUGAUGAACUGGUAAGGUGUGAAAUCAGAAUUUGGUUUAGGGUGAAAUUAGGGUCACUUUUUUGCCUUUUUGUCUGUAAAAUAAAAAUUCACAUUCUAUUA